AACAAUUCUCUGAACCUUAAUUUUCUAAUAUAGACAUGGUUGUUAGAUUGCUAAUAUUUAAUGCUGAAUGAAUUCAUAUUGGCUAAGUGAAUGAUAUCAUGAUUAGUAUAUUAUGAAGUUGUUCACACUGUCUAACAUGCUAUAUAUGAAGUGAAUUAGUUACAGUCAGUGUUUUAUUGCAGGUUUCUUAUUACCUCCUGUCAAGCACACCUGAAUGGAUUCCAUGGCAACUACAAAUAAUGUGACCGAGUUGAUUUUCACUGGUCUUUUCCAGGAUCCAGAGGUGCAGAGGGUGUGCUUUGCAGUGUUUCUUCCUGUGUACCUGGCCACAGUGGUGGGCAAUGGCCUCAUUGUUCUGACGGUCAAAGUCAGUCAGAGUCUGCAUUCCCCCAUGUACUUCUUCCUGAGUUACCUGUCCCUGGUGGAGAUCAGCUACUCCUCUACUGUUGCCCCCAAGUUCAUCGCAGACUUGCUUUCCAAGGUUAAGACCAUCUCCCUGGAGGGCUGUGUGGCUCAGAUAUUCUUCUUUCACUUCUUUGGAGUUGCCGAGACAUUCCUGCUCACAGUAAUGGCCUAUGACCGCUAUGUGGCCAUCUGCAAACCCCUGCACUACACAGUCAUCAUGAGCCGGGCUGUGUGUCACCGUCUGGUGGCUGGUUCCUGGCUGGGGGGCUUUUUUCACUCCAUGGUUCAGAUUAUUGUCACUCUCCAGUUAUCCUUCUGUGGUCCCAAUGUGAUUGACCACUACUUCUGUGACCUCCACCCCUUAUUCAAGCUCGCCUGCACUGACACCUCUGUGGAGGGGCUUGUUGUGUUGGCCAACAGUGGAUUAAUCUCUUUCCUUUCCUUCCUCAUCUUGGUGUCCUCCUAUAUCGUCAUCCUGGUCAACUUGAGGAACCAUUCUGCAGAGGGAAGGCGCAAAGCCCUCUCCACCUGUGCCUCUCACAUCACGGUGGUCGUGUUGUUCUUUGGACCUGCCAUCUUCCUCUACAUGCGGCCCCCCUCCACCUUCACUGAGGACAAACAGGUGGCCAUGUUCUACUCGGUGGUCACCCCCAUGAUGAACCCCAUCAUCUACACACUCAGAAAUGCAGAGGUGAAAAUUGCCAUGAGGAGGUUGUGGGGCAGGAAAGUGAAAUAAGGGGUAGGAUAAAAAUAGAAAACAUGGAAAAAAUUAGAAAGAACAAGUUGAUAAAAUAUGCAUUCUGAUUUUGGUCAACUGAAAGGACUUGAGCAAAAGUUAACAUUCCUGCUUUCUGUUGUAUUUUAGAUGACCCUCUUAUAUUCCAUGGUAUCAGUCACAGCCAUACAUACACACGUAGCUAGCUGUAUUUUGGAGAAUGUUAAAAUUUGAGCUUCACUUCUCCUUUUUUUCAGUAGCCUGUCAUCUGACAUCCAUAGACUUAAGGAAAGAAUCACUUGACUGUAAUCUCCACUCUAUCACCUUGUACCUAUGCAACCUUUGGUUCAUUCACUUAAUUUCUUGGUGUUAGCACGCUGCAGUAUAUGGAAAGAUAAUGGUACUUGGAGACAGAAGAUUAUGUUUUGCUUUGUUCUCCCUCAUCAAUUUGAUCUUGUUGGAGUUCCCAAAAGACUUUUCAACUUCCUUUUGCUCCCCUAUAGCAUUAAUAUGGCUGAAAAUCUCAAAUUCUGCAGUAGCAGCUUUAUUUCAUGGAAUUAAGGGAUAUGGUUAUAAUGGAAAUAACUGGGAGGUGAAAUGCAAUAAAUAUAACCAUUAAGUAUUAG
Messenger RNA from Sus scrofa (pig), 1746 nucleotides. Its product is annotated as olfactory receptor 4B1-like. The record is from RefSeq and is a predicted model, not a curated record. Gene Ontology annotation, cellular component: membrane. Gene Ontology annotation, biological process: G protein-coupled receptor signaling pathway. Lineage: Eukaryota; Metazoa; Chordata; Mammalia; Artiodactyla; Suidae. Gene Ontology annotation, molecular function: olfactory receptor activity; G protein-coupled receptor activity.